This is a messenger RNA of Schizosaccharomyces osmophilus, 666 nucleotides long. It is a transcript of the gene mge1, whose product is annotated as mitochondrial [2Fe-2S] cluster assembly and protein import chaperone Mge1. Gene Ontology annotation, biological process: protein folding; protein import into mitochondrial matrix. The coding region runs from base 1 to 666 and encodes 221 amino acids. Gene Ontology annotation, cellular component: PAM complex, Tim23 associated import motor. Gene Ontology annotation, molecular function: adenyl-nucleotide exchange factor activity; protein homodimerization activity; protein-folding chaperone binding. The transcript has a single exon. NCBI's taxonomy places the organism in Eukaryota, Fungi, Ascomycota, Schizosaccharomycetes, Schizosaccharomycetales, Schizosaccharomycetaceae. The record is from RefSeq and is a predicted model, not a curated record.
AUGUAUGGUAUGAGAAGAUUAUGUCGUCCUACGGUAAUGCGUGCUGCAUUUCCCGUACGAGCUUCUUUAAAUCAUCCUAGAGCAUUUUGGUUUUCUUCGGAAGCUAAGAAAGAUGAAACUGGUGAAAAGGCAGCUGAAACGGCGCCUAAGCCUGAAGAAAAUGCACAACUUAAAGAAAUCCAGGAAAAAUAUGAAGCAAAGAGUAAAGAAAUUGCUGAAUUGAAGGACAAUGUCCGUCACAAGUUGGCAGACGCUCGAAACAUGGAAAACCGUGUGAAACGUGACAUGGAGCAAACUCGUGCAUUUGCCAUUCAAAAGCUACUCAAAGACCUUUUAGAUUCUGUCGACAAUUUAGAGCGUGCUUUGUCUAUUGUGCCCGCAGAGAAGCGUAAGGAUCGCGAUUCCAAUAAAGACUUGGUUGAUUUGUACGAUGGUUUAGUCAUGACCGAGUCAAACAUGAUCAAGAUGCUACAAAAACAUGGUGUGGUUCGUUACGAUGGUAUCGGCGAGCAGUUUGAUCCUAACAUCCAUGAAGCUGUCUUCCAAAUUCCCAUAGAAGGAAAGGAUGCAAACACAAUCUUCCAUUGUGAGAGCAAGGGUUACACAUUAAAUGGUCGUGUUGUCCGUCCCGCCAAGGUUGGUAUUGUCAAGGGUGAAGACAAUUAA